AUGGAGAAGCCCAAGGCCGAUCAUCCGUCAUCGGCCGACCUGGAGGCGCGGAACUCCAACGAAGACACACAAUGUGCCGAGGAAACUGCUGCAUGGCAUAUGAGCGUGGACGAAGCCAAAGCGGCAAACACCAAUGAACAUAACAUGACUGUUCGGCAGGCCCUACGAUCUUACCCUUGGGCGGUGAUCUGGUCACUCACCAUCUCCAUGUCAAUCAUCAUGGAGGGAUAUGACACCAAUCUCAUUGGCAGUUUCUAUGGAUAUCCAGCCUUCCAGAAGCAAUUCGGCAUCGAGCACGGAGACGGAUAUCAGGUGCCCGAGGCGUGGCAGUCAGCUCUAGGAGCCGGCAGUAAUGUGGGCUGCAUCGUCGGCGCAUUUCUAAACGGGUACCUGGUUAAGCAUUAUGGGUUCAAGAAGGUAUUCAUGGGGGCGCAGGUGGUCAUGUGCGGCUUUAUAUUCGUGUCAUUCUUUGGAAAGUCCUUAGGUCUUCAAGUGACUGGGCAGGUUCUUUGCGGCAUCCCGUGGGGCGUUUUUGCAACGAUCGGACCGGCAUACUCGUCGGAAUUAUUGCCCAUGGCACUGCGACCAUAUUUAACAUCCUACACAAAUAUGUGCUUCGUUAUCGGCCAGUUCAUUAGCGCUGGUGUGCUUCAAAGCUUGUUAAGUCGGGAUAACCAAUGGUCGUGGCGUAUUCCGUAUGCCGUACAAUGGGUCUGGCCAGCACCGCUAUUUUUCGUAGCCAUUCUUAUGCCAGAGUCGCCCUGGUGGCAGGUGCGCCAUGGACAAUACGAUGCCGCCCAGAAGACAGUCCGUCGCCUAACUAGCGGAUCGGACAGAGCUAACCCUCGACAAAUAGUUGCCAUGAUGAUCCAUACAGACAGCAUCGAACGGGAAAUCGAGGCUGGCAGCUCGUACUGGGAUUGCUUCCGAGGGAGCAAUCUGCGACGCACGGAAAUCGCUUGCGUGACGUUUGCCGGACAGGUGCUGGCCGGCAGCCAGUUCGCGUACACAGGCACAUAUUUCUUCGAGCAAGCGGGAAUGACUCCAUCGGCCGCAUACAAGCUCGGAUUGGGUGGCACAGCAGUUGCAUUCGUGGCAACAGUUCUUUCCUGGUUUCUCAUGAAGGGAUUAGGUCGCCGACUCAUGUAUUUGGGUGGCAUGGGACUGAUGUCAUUAUAUCUUCUCGUUAUCGGCUUUCUGUCCCUUGCGAAGGAUAACAACAAUCUUCUUUGGGCGCAGUCUGCUCUGUGCAUAGUUUGGCUGUUUACCUUCUCAAUGACCGUGGGACCAAUGGGUUGGUCUAUAGCACCAGAGGUCUCAUCGACGCGAUUGCGAUCGAAGACGAUCUGCCUGGCCCGCAAUGCUUAUUACAUUACGGUUGUGGUGGCCAAUGUCAUUGAACCAUACAUGAUGAACCCGAUCGCAUGGAAUUGGAGAGGCAAAACGGGCUUUUUCUGGUUCGUUGCUGCUUUCCUCACGUUUGUCUGGGGUUACUUUCGUCUCACCGAGACCAAAGGGCGGACUUUUGAGGAACUGGACAUUAUGUUCGCGGCCGGAGUGCCAACCAAAAUCUUUGGAAGGUAUCACGUCGACGCGUACGCGGAGAAUGUGGCGAUCAAAGAUCGGGCAAGAGAAGGUCCACCCGAAGAGAAAUCAGCCCUUACCAUAUAA
Messenger RNA from Aspergillus melleus, 1671 nucleotides. RefSeq lists its product as uncharacterized. The coding region runs from base 1 to 1671 and encodes 556 amino acids. Lineage: Eukaryota; Fungi; Ascomycota; Eurotiomycetes; Eurotiales; Aspergillaceae. Gene Ontology annotation, cellular component: membrane. Gene Ontology annotation, molecular function: carbohydrate:proton symporter activity. Gene Ontology annotation, biological process: transmembrane transport; carbohydrate transport. The transcript is spliced from 2 exons. The record is from RefSeq and is a predicted model, not a curated record.